Hibiscus syriacus is the source of this 1792-nucleotide messenger RNA. Its product is annotated as protein NUCLEAR FUSION DEFECTIVE 4-like. Lineage: Eukaryota; Viridiplantae; Streptophyta; Magnoliopsida; Malvales; Malvaceae. The coding region runs from base 46 to 1701 and encodes 551 amino acids. Gene Ontology annotation, cellular component: membrane. The record is from RefSeq and is a predicted model, not a curated record. The transcript is spliced from 3 exons.
AUUCAAAGUAUCUUCCUCUUCGGCUGUCCAUUGCUUCGAGGUUUCAUGGGGAUUCAAGAAACUUACACGUUUAGUGCCUGGAAAUGGCUAGGCUUCGUUUCUGCAGUGUGGGUGCAGACCAUUUCGGGAAAUAACUAUACUUUUUCCAACUACUCCGAUGCUAUCAAGACGCUUAUGAAUCUUACCCAGCUUCAGCUUAACAAUCUGUCUGUGGCUAAAGAUGUUGGUAAGGCUUUUGGUCUGCUUGCUGGCCUUGCCUCUGAUCGUUUGCCCACUCCGGUUAUUCUCUUUAUUGGUGCCGUUGAAGGCUUGAUUGGUUAUGGUGCUCAAUGGCUCGUCGUUAGUCAGAAAAUUCAACCCCUUUCUUACUGGCAGAUGUGUAUAUUCAUGUGCAUGGGAGGCAAUAGCACGACAUGGAUGAACACCGCCGUUUUAGUAACUUGCAUCCGUAAUUUUCGACGGAACCGCGGUCCGGUCUCCGGGAUCUUAAAAGGGUAUGUUGGUCUCAGCACCGCAAUCUUCACCGACCUCUGUUCCGCCCUCUUCUCCGAUGACCCUGCUAAAUUCCUCAUCAUGCUCGCCGUCAUUCCCUUCGCCGUUUGCCUCAGCGCGAUCUUCUUCCUCCGUGAAAUCCCGCAAACGACCUCCGUGGCUGCUGAGAAGGAAGAAACCCGCUAUUUCGCAAUAUUCAACGCGGUUGCCGUCGUCGUCGCUGUUUAUCUUUUAGUUUACGAUCUGAUCGGUUCAUCCAAUCAAGUAAUUCGGCUCGUAUUCGCGGUUAUUCUUUUAAUCUUAUUAGCUAGUCCGCUGGCGGUUCCGCUGUAUUCGUUUAUAAAGAGUUGGAGCUUGGUCGGGUUCGAAGCCGACAUGGAGCGACAUGAACCGUUGCUGAAAGAAGAAACACCGUCAACGGCGGAGGAGAAAAAGGAAGUUCUCAGCAAACAAACUGAAGUGGCAGCUUCUGCUGCUGACACAGCGGUAGUGGAAAAGACUAGGCCGGUGAUCGGAGAAGAACACACGAUAACGGAGGCGAUGCAGACAUGGGACUUUUGGGUUUUGUUCGUAUCGUUCCUUUGUGGUGUCGGAACAGGAAUGGCGGUGAUAAACAACAUGGCCCAGAUCGGUUUGGCUCUCGGCCACGCCGACGUUUCAAUGUUCAUUUCAUUAACCAGUAUUUGGGGCUUUUUCGGGCGGAUCAUUUCAGGCUCAGUUUCCGAGUACUUUCUCAAGAAAGCUGGAACACCAAGGCCACUUUGGAAUGCAGCAUCUCAGGUCCUGAUGGCAGUUGGGUUCCUUCUCAUGGCAUUGGCGGUGCCUGGUUGCCUUUACAUUGGUUCGAUUGUUGUCGGCCUCUGUUACGGCGUCCGUCUUGCUGUGACCGUCCCUGUUGCCUCGGAACUCUUUGGUCUCAAAUACUACGGUCUUCUAUACAACAUUUUAAUCCUCAACCUUCCCAUAGGUUCUUUCCUCUUCUCUGGCCUGCUUGCAGGGUACCUAUAUGAUGCACAGGCAAUUCCGACACCAGGGGGUGGGAAUACCUGUGUGGGAGCUCAUUGUUAUGGUCUUGUGUUCGUCGUAAUGGCUAUUGCCUCUGUUGUCGGAUUUGGCUUGGAUGUUUUGCUGGCAAUUAGAACCAAGAACAUUUAUACCAAGAUAUUCAACAGUCGUAAAUCGAAGAAAUCAUCGCCGGCCGGCAAAUGACGGACAAUUUGCAGCAAAUGUAAGGCUGGGACGGUAGGAUUGAUGAGCAUUUUUGCUCAGUGAUAUCCUAUUCCUAGGUACACGAGUAGCU